Messenger RNA from Pogona vitticeps (central bearded dragon), 6117 nucleotides. RefSeq names its product thrombospondin type 1 domain containing 7B (gene THSD7B). NCBI's taxonomy places the organism in Eukaryota, Metazoa, Chordata, Lepidosauria, Squamata, Agamidae. The record is from RefSeq and is a predicted model, not a curated record.
CUCGCAGCUUCCCUCCACCUCGGUUCUCCGGCUGGCUGCGCCGCUUUGCGCAGGAUGCCAGCUGGGGACUUGACCGGCGCUGCUGACUCCUCGGGUGACCCGCGAAUAGUGGAGUAAACUGGAUUGAACUCCAUGAAGUAUGUUUCUAAGGGACAGCUGGUUUUGCGCUCACUGGGCAUGGCGGAGCACAGGAAGCUGCCUAGUCAUGCUUGCUCUCCUGUUAUUGCACACAUCCAGUCUGGAAGGCCGAAAAGCACAUCAGUUUGUCUGGAAAACAGGUCAUUGGGGCCGGUGCAUAGGUGAUUGUGGUUCAGGUGGUGUUCAGAGCCGUAUCGUUUGGUGUGUCCAUUCAGAAGGCUGGACAACCCACCAUUCCAGUUGUGAACAAAAUUACAGGCCUGAAAGCCAGAGGAGCUGCUUUAAAAUAUGUGACUGGCAUCUUGAACUCUUUGAAUGGGAAGUUUCAGAAUGGCACAGAUGUAUUCUAGUUCCUUUUGCCCAUGGUGAAGUCAAGCCACGGACUUCAGAGUGUAUAAUGGCACAGCAUGGAUUACAGCACAGACGUGUACAGUGUGUUCAAAAGCUAAAUAGAACAGUAGUCACAAAUGAGAUCUGUGAAUAUUUUAAUCCCCAGCCAACUACGGAACAAGCUUGCCUCAUACCUUGCCCACGGGAUUGUGUGGUAUCUGAAUUCUCCUCCUGGUCUGGAUGUAGCAAACACUGUGGAAAAAGUUUACAGCAUAGAACCCGUUCUGUUGUUGCUCCUCCACUUUAUGGUGGAGCCAGAUGUCCAAAUCUGACUGAAUCGAGGGUUUGCGAUGUUUCCAUCUCUUGUUCUCGUGGGGAAGAGGAAUAUAACUAUAGUCUCAAAGUUGGACCUUGGAGUAAAUGCAGACUUCCUCACCUUAAAGAAAUGAAUAUGUUUGGGAGAACAAUGUUGGAUUUCAGCUCAGACUCUACAGAACGAAGUACUUUCAAACUACAAGUGAUUGAGGAUCUGCAACAUUUUCACAGGUUUAAGGCCGAUUAUAGUUCCAGGCCUUUGGAUAUAGAAAUUGGUUAUCAAACAAGGCAGGUGAGGUGUACAAGAAACGACGGAAAAAAUGCAAUGCUGAGCCUUUGUGUACAAGACACCGUCCCCUUGACCUUUCAGUCCUGUGUUAUGCCCAAAGACUGUGAAAUGUCUGAUUGGUCUUCAUGGAGCUCCUGCUCAAAGACUUGCCACGCGGGGGAUCUCUCGCCAGGAUUCCGCAGUAGAACUCGGAGUAUCAAGCAUGUCGCUGUUGGAGCUGGCCAGGAAUGUCCUGAAGCUGAAGAAAGGGAAGCCUGCAACACUCAUGGUACUGGAGAAUAUCUUCAUCCUUGCCCAAGGUAUUCAUGGAAAACAUCUGAGUGGAGAAGAUGUGAUAUUACUCUUCUGCUGGAACAGCAGAACCUCCGAUACAAUAAAGAGACAACCCUCUGUGGAGGUGGGAUACAGCUUCGGGAAGUAUAUUGCGCCCAGACUAUGCUAGAGGAAACAUACAGCCUCAAGGAAGUGACUAGACCUGCUGAAAGAAAGCAUUGCCUUGCUUCUCCUCCCCCAGCAUCUCAACUGUGCAGUAUUCCGUGUCCUUCUGAGUGCUUAGUCUCUUCAUGGUCAUCAUGGGGCCCUUGCGUUCUUGAAAACUGCCAAGAAAUUCAAGGGAGAAAAGGUUUCAAAAUGAGACACAGGCAUAUUAUUCCUGAACCCAUGGAUAUGUCUGACAACUGCCCACACUUGAUAGAAUCUAUUCCAUGUGAAAAUCCAGAGUGUUACAACUGGAUUGUUUCAGAAGGCAACUGCUUACCUUAUAAUGGAAUAUGUGGGCCAGGAAACCGUGUGCUCCAUGCCCAGUGCAGGAAUUAUAAGGGUGAAGAUGUCUCAGAUGGGUUUUGUGCAGACUUUCCUUUGCCUUUCAAGACAGUGACGUGUGAAGUACCAUGCGGAAUGGACUGUGUGGUGACCGAGUGGUCACAGUGGUCGCCUUGUUCCCACUCAUGCUCCAGUAAAAAUGCUGAAGGAAGGCAACGCAGAAUGAGACGGAUACUGGCAUUGCCAGGAGAAGGUGGAAAGCCAUGUCCCCCUACUCGUGCACUGCAAGAAUAUCGUGUGUGUAAUGAACACUCUUGCAACCUGGUCUACAGGGAAAUGUCUGUGUGGAGUCCCUGUUCAGAAAAUAUAUUGGUAACAGCUCUGAAUGCUACCAUUAACUGGAAUGGUGAAGCUACAUGUGGAGUGGGCAUGCAAACUAGGAAGGUUUUCUGCAUGAAGAGUAAUUCUGGCCAGAUCCCAGCCAAAAGGUGCCCAGAAUCCAUCAGACCAGAAACCGUCCGUCCGUGUUUGCUUCCAUGCAAAAAAGAUUGUGUAGUGACUCCUUUCAGUGAAUGGACGCGUUGCCCUUCUGUAUGUCAACAUGGUACUGGUACUACAGUGAAACAGUCCCGCUAUAGAAUUAUCAUUCAAGAACCUGUUAAUGGAGGACAGGAAUGCCCAGACACCUUGUUUGAAGAAAGAGAGUGUGAAGACAUUCCUCUUUGUCCUGUUUACAGAUGGAAGGUCCACAAAUGGAGUCCAUGUAUACUAGUGCCAGAUUCUAUAAAACAAGGCAUCUUAGGUGCCAAUGAGGCUUGUGGCCAUGGUUUACAGUCAAGAGUUGUUACAUGUGUCUUGGAGGGCAACCAGACAGUCAAUGUGAGUGAGUGUUUGAAAUGGGCCGAACCUAUGCCUUCCAUUGUCCAGGACUGCCUGAUUCCUUGCAAAGAUGACUGCACAUUCACGCCUUGGUCUAAAUUUACAUCAUGUGCUUCAGACUGUGAAUCAACACGAACUCGAAGAAGAACCCUCACAGGGAGAAGUAGAAAGCGAGACAAGUGCCAGAACACAGAGCUAUAUCCUCAGGUUGAAACUGAACGAUGCCCCUGUGCAGUGUUUACCACCCGGUCUCAUGGAAAUUGGUCAGAGUGCAUAAUUGCUCUCAGAAAAGCUGAGUUCCAGUUAGAACCCAGAUUUCAUGGACAUACCAAAGAAUGUGGAGAAGGUGUGCGCUUCCGAGCCCUUGCCUGCUAUGAUAAGACUGGCAGACUUGUGGAACCAUCUCACUGCAACCAUUCAGGUUAUGUUGAACAGCCUUGUGUGGUGCCUUGUCCAUUUGAUUGCAAAUUAAGUGACUGGUCUGGUUGGUCUCCAUGCAGUUCAUCUUGUGGAACAGGAGUAAAAAUUCGGUCCAGGUGGCUUAAAGAGAAACCUUACAAUGGAGGACGCCCCUGUCCCAAACUUGAUCCAAAGAAUCAGGUGCAUGAACCAGUCCCAUGUUAUAGUGAAUGCAAUCAGUAUUCCUGGAAGGUAGAACCAUGGUCUCCAUGUGAAAUCAACAGCGAGCAAAACUCCCUUCACUGUGGAGAUGGAAUACAAACGAGGAAGAUCGGAUGUGUAAACACGACUGAAGAUGGUGAUGGUGAGGCUGUAGACAACAUGCUUUGUAAUAACUCUGAAAUCCCUGCUGAAAUGCAAAAGUGCACCCUCUUCUGUCCCAAUGAGUGUGUGGUGUCUGAGUGGGGCCGCUGGAGCCAGUGCCCACAGAUGUGUGACUCCACCACCAUGCAAACGCGAACUCGUCAUGUGUUGCGAUCUGCUUUAAAACCUAAGACCUGCCCUGAAAUUUCUCAAAUGCAGCCUUGUGUUCUGAAUCAUAAUUGUUUUCAGUAUCACUAUAAUUUAACAGACUGGAGCACAUGUCAACUAAAUGAAAAUGCCACUUGUGGACACGGGAUUAAGAAUCGCCUCCUGAGCUGCAUGCGUAGUGAUGGGAAAUCAGUGAGUAGGAACUACUGUGAGCAGAUAAAUUUGGAAACUCCUACAAAAAUCAUUAUGGACUGUGUUGUGGAAUGUAUCGUAAAUUGCCAGUUGUCUGAGUGGUCUCCCUGGUCAGAAUGUUCACACACAUGUGGCUUUGCAGGUCAGAUGAUACGUACCAGAUCUGUCAUUAUGCAAGCUCAAGGAGAAGGAAGGCCUUGCCCAGCUGACCUUACCCAGUACAGGAACUGCGUGGUCAAACCCUGCUACAGCUGGGUUCUUGGAGAGUGGUCCCAAUGCAAAGUUGAGGGUGGACAGUGUGGGGACGGCAUCCAAGUACGGAAUCUCACAUGUAUGGUGCAUGAUGGCUCUUUAUCAGCAGCAUCUAAGCAAGUAGAAAAUGCACAAUGUGGAGAGCUUCCAGCUAAAGAUAGUGCCCUGCAACUUCCAUGUUCGGUGCCUUGCCCAGGCGAUUGUCACUUGACAGAAUGGUCCGAGUGGAGUUCUUGUGAACUGACAUGCAUAGACGGCAGGAGCUUUGAAACAACGGGUCGCCAGUCUCGGUCAAGAACGUUCAUAAUUCAGUCCUUUGAUAACCAAGACAGCUGCCCUGAACAAGAGGUGGAAACUCGCCCUUGCUCUGGAGGGAAGUGCUAUAAUUAUGUAUGGAAAACAAGCCUUUGGCAAGAUAACGAACGUGCCGCAUGGUGCCAGAGAUCGGAUGGAAUGAACGUCACAGGGGGUUGUUCUCUUCAGAUGCAGCCAGCUACAACAAGGCAAUGCAGCCCAGCUUGUAAGAAGCCAUUCUCUUACUGCACACAGAGUGGUAUCUGUGGUUGUGAGAGAGGCUAUACAGAAAUAUUGAGAUCAAAUGGUUUUCUGGAUUAUUGCAUGAAGAUUCCUGGUUUAGAAGAUAAGAAAGCUGAUGUUAAAACAAAUGCUGCAAAACAUAAACCUGUCAACUCAAAAAUGCAUGACAUUUUCAAAGGAUGGUCAAUCCAACCUUUCAAUCAAGAUGGAAAACUUAAACUCUGGGUUUAUGGAGUAUCAGCUGGUGGAUUUCUCAUUAUACUUUCCCUAAUCUUCACCUCAUAUCUUGUUUGCAAAAAGCCGAAACAACAGCAACAUGCUCCUCCACAGCAAAAAUGUUUGACCUUAGCCUACGAUGGAGAUGUUGACAUGUAACAUAGACAGAAAUCCAAAUGUAGACAUCGGUUGCCUUAAUUGCUUCCUUCUCCCGCCUUUUUUGUUUUGUUUCGUUUUAUAUGAGUCAUACAUCUCAGUUUGAGUUUUGUUUUGUUCGUCUGUUUUCAUGUUUGUGUUUUGAAAUAACCUCCCCCUGAUACAACUUGGUGGAAUGCAACUUGCAAAUCCAAUCAUUUUGCCUCUUGCUUUACCAGAAAAAUACCAUUGAAGGACCUUCUAUAUCUUUGUCCAAAGUGGCAUCUCAGAAAUUCAUCCCUUCCUAUUGAUCAGUGGGCAAAAGGACAAACUAGUCCUUCUACAGACGUUUACGGAUUUUUACUUUUAAAAGCAUGACAAUCCUGUGGGGAGAAAAAAAUGACAUUUACUGUAUAGAACAAGUUGGACACUGCAUCGUUAUGCACUAUAUUAGUGCAAACUUCUUUAUUCCUCACCUCUUUCAACAAUAAGUUUUCUAAUAUUUACCGUUGAGUUACUGUAGGAAUUGUCAAACUGAUUCAUGUAUUUUUUCAAAAUUACGUUGAUUUCCUUUGGUUUUUAAAGUUAUCAAGUUUAUUGGACAGGAAAGCAGUUUCCUUUCCCUUCCAUCAGAGGGGCAGGAUAAUAAACAUUAUCAACACUUUGGAGCAUAAAAUCCAGCUGGCUUUCUAAGCAAGCAGUUUUUUUUAAAAAAACCAAACAGAAAACAAGGUGGACACAAAGUUUUGGUGACUAGGGAGAUGAUGAAUGGUCAAAGUAUAUUUUAAAUUCGUAUUAAACCAUUUAGAUACAUUUUUAACCAUGGAAAACUGUAAUUAAGUUUGUUUAAUAUGAAUUCUGCUUUUGUAAUUUAAAUUUUAUUAUCUGAAAAAUUUGUAAAUUCUUUUUUUAAAGUUUAUUCUCUGACCUUAUUUAUUAUGCAUCUAACACACACACAAAUACACACACACACACUGUUUGUAGAAGGUCUUGCUUUUUAAAAAAGUUUCCAAAUCUACAUCCUGAACAUCUUGAAGAAGAUAAGUGUUUGUAAUAGUAUGUGUUGCAAGUAAGAAAGUGCCAUCUUGUGGUAUUGACAUGUAUUUAUACACAAAUAAAAAGGUAAAGAGUGUGGGAAUGUU